AUGCUUUGGAUCAUCGACGAGCUGUAUACAGCUUUGACUGGAUGCUUAUUGUCGUCAUGUCCCGUACGUCAUAGAUACCACCAUUGCUGUCACCCCACCGCCUUCCAUCAAGAAAGUAUCUACACCCCUUUUUCUUGCUCAUCAAGGUUCAAUCACAUACCGAGCAUCGAACACAGCAGAGACACGUCAAAGUCUCGAAGGCAUCGGCUCAUUGACGGAUUCGACGGAACUUAG
This is a messenger RNA of Heterobasidion irregulare TC 32-1, 234 nucleotides long. RefSeq lists its product as uncharacterized. Lineage: Eukaryota; Fungi; Basidiomycota; Agaricomycetes; Russulales; Bondarzewiaceae. The record is from RefSeq and is a predicted model, not a curated record. The coding region runs from base 1 to 234 and encodes 77 amino acids. The transcript has 2 exons.